AUGAGGGCGAAUUGCAUCUUUGCCUCACCACAUCCCAGGCCCAGAAGCAUCGCAUUGCUUCUGGCUGCCUUUUGCCUCUUCACCGACACCAUCGCAAUGCCAAUGGUACAGGGACCCCGGGACCUGGAGAGGCCAACGUUCUCACGCCUACGUGAUGGCCCCAUCCUUCUGCCGCCCCAGGCAAGCUCUGCUCUAGCGUUCGAAAACAGUAGGCCCUGGCCACUCAUGAACGACUUGUCGUUGUCUCGCAGACCCGGCAGCCUUGACAUGGACGAUGAGGCCACAGUACCUCUGGCCGACGUUCGGACGGCCAUCAACUUCGCAGUGGCGGAGGUGGCCCCAAGCAAUCGCCAUGCCUCCGAGGCGAUGACUACAACUGAAAUCUCGAAAAAGGCGCCUUCGACGCAGGCCACUCCGCCGGAAUCAAGGAUGCGCACCACCGAGGUGGCCCGGUUCGAGUCACCCUCCACCGUAUUGCCAUGGCAACGCGACUUCCGCCUGAUACAGACAGCGCCUCCUCCACCGCGCAUCUUGCCCGUUGGUCUAAUGGUCCAGCGACAGCAGCCCAUUGUCGUCACCCAGCAACAGCCGCCCAGUGUCAUCCCCAUCGAGACGGCGCCACGGUUACUACUGCCAGGCCAACUGAUCGAGCCCCCACCUCGGCCACUCAUCGACUUGCCGCAGCCCCUGAUCUCGGCGCCGAUAGCUCAGUCACCACCCUUCGGCCUUGGUUUAAUGCCCAUGCCAAUGAUGCCCAUGCAGCCAGGGUUACCGACCAUUCGCUCGCGCGUAGAAAUGCCAGCGCACAUGUCGCCUAGCUUCGGCUUUGCCCUUGGCCCAGGCCAAGUACCACCUCCACCCCCAGCUCAGCUGGGACAGCCGAACAUCAUGCCACUUGGUGCGGGCCUCGCGCAAGUACCGCCCUCCGACCAGCCAUUGGGUUGA
Protopolystoma xenopodis is the source of this 945-nucleotide messenger RNA. The record is from the annotation of a GenBank genome assembly. NCBI's taxonomy places the organism in Eukaryota, Metazoa, Platyhelminthes, Monogenea, Polystomatidea, Polystomatidae.